GCUCCUAAAGUGGCGUUUCUUCUUCUUUUUUGUGCUGACGAAUCCAUAGCGGAACUGUUGCGGAGCCUGGUUGCGUAGGAAGGAUUUGAUCCAAACACUACCUCACUCAGGCUGAUGCAAGCUGUCAGUUUACUGUGAGAAGAGUAUUGUACGUGUGAAGAAGAUGACAGACUGUCAGGGAGACGGAGAAGGAGCGAAUAGUCCAAUGGGGCUGUACGAGAAACUGACAGCUCAAGGAGACAAAGUCAGAACCUUGAAAACAGCUAAAGCUGAGAAAGCUGAAAUUGAUGCUGCUGUGCAGUUGCUGCUAAAGUUGAAAGUGGACUACAAACAGAUGACAGGUCAGGAUUACAGAGCAGGAUGUCCACCCUCAGAAAACUCUGUUGUCCCUGACAAUGGGCCAGCAGCUGAUGGUGCCGAUGAUGAAGACACAGUUGACCCAUGGAACGUUUCCACCACCAGUGCCAAGGGGGUAGACUACGACAAACUCAUAGUGAGGUUUGGCAGCAGUAAAAUUGAGAAGGAGCUGGUGGACAGAAUAGAAAAAGUCUCAGGACAGAGGGCUCACCGCUUUCUUAGAAGAGGAAUCUUCUUCUCACACAGAGACAUGCAUCAAGUGCUGGAUGCAUACGAGAAGCACAAGUCCUUCUACCUUUACACUGGCAGAGGUCCGUCCUCUGAAGCCAUGCACGUUGGUCACCUCAUCCCUUUCAUCUUCACCAAGUGGCUUCAGGAUGUAUUUGACAUCCCUUUGGUGAUCCAGCUGACUGACGAUGAAAAGUAUCUGUGGAAGGAUCUAACACUAGAGGAGUGCCACCGCUUCGCUGUGGAAAACGCCAAAGACAUCAUCGCCUGUGGCUUUGAUGUCAACAAGACCUUCAUCUUCUCUGACCUCGACUACAUGGGCGCAUCCCCUGAAUUCUACAGGAAUGUGGUAAAGGUCCAGAAGCAUGUUACGUUCAACCAGGUCAAAGGCAUCUUUGGCUUCACAGACAGUGACUGCAUUGGAAAGAUCAGCUUCCCAGCCAUCCAGGCAGCCCCAUCCUUCAGUAACUCUUUCCCACAGAUCUUUGGAGGCAGAAAGGACAUACAGUGUCUCAUCCCCUGCGCCAUAGACCAGGACCCUUACUUCAGGAUGACCCGCGAUGUAGCUCCAAGGAUCGGCUAUCCCAAACCAGCGCUGCUGCACUCCACCUUCUUCCCCGCCCUGCAGGGGGCGCAGACCAAGAUGAGCGCCAGUGAUGCCAACUCCUCCAUCUUCCUCACGGACACACCAAAGCAGAUCAAAAACAAGAUCAACAAACACGCAUUUUCGGGGGGAAAAGACACGGUGGAAGAGCACAGGAAGUACGGCGGAAACGCCGACGUAGACGUCUCCUUCAUGUACCUGACCUUCUUCCUGGAGGAUGAUGAACAGCUGGAGAAGAUCAGACAGGACUACACAAGUGGAGCUCUCCUCACAGGAGAACUGAAGAAGAUUUUGAUUGAGACUCUGCAGCCAAUGAUCGCCCAGCAUCAAGAGAGACGCAAACAAGUCACAGAUGAGACAGUCAAGCAGUUCAUGACUCCAAGGCCUUUGAAUUUUAACUUCUAGCCCAUUUGAGCAUCUGAGAUGUCAUUAUGUUGUUAAUCUCAAUACGAGAACAAAUAAUGCAUCCAUCUUUUUUUCAUGUUUAAAAUCCAUGUAAUUUACUAAUGGGAAGAUGGACAUUUUCUCAUACAGUUUGCAUCAGAACUGGAGAAAAACAGAAAUGUGAUUUACUGGGGAUGAUGUGCUUUUCUGUGUCAAAACUAAGCAUGGCAUCGCCCAUGCUUUCAUGCUGACUGCCAUUCUAGCUGUUAAAUGUAUACGUUUAUCUUCAUGAAGUGUUUGUGUUCGCAGCGCACAUGAGCCCUACCCCUCACCCUGAGAUCAGUUCAGGAGUGAAAGAAGGUUAAAGUGGAGUAGAAAUUCAUAUUGUGGCAAAAUCUGCAUAGUGAUCAACAAUAACACAGCUACACAGCCACUUUGCUGAAUGUUGGUUAAGAAGUCUUAUUUUACCGGGAGAAAAAUAGCCUUCAGGACAAUAACACAGUGUGUUGGAUAUGGUGUUAAGAGGGAGGUGUUGUAUGAUUAUAUGAUAUAUUAUGAUAUGUUCAUCUCUUAAGAGUUUGAGCACAUACCAGUAAGUCUUCAUCUGUUCUUCACAAAGGGAGCAAAAGCAAAUAUAACUGUCAGCAAAAGGGACUUGAAUCAAGGUAAGCUUUUCUCUAAGCAUGGUCGAAAUCUUCAACUUAUGCCCAGACUAAAAAUUAAACUGUACUUCAACAACAAA
Molecule: messenger RNA, 2315 nt
Organism: Lates calcarifer (barramundi perch)
Lineage: Eukaryota; Metazoa; Chordata; Actinopteri; Centropomidae
Gene: wars1
Product: tryptophanyl-tRNA synthetase 1
Exons: 11
Coding region: 164-1594 (476 amino acids)
Biological process (GO): tryptophanyl-tRNA aminoacylation
Cellular component (GO): cytoplasm
Molecular function (GO): tryptophan-tRNA ligase activity; ATP binding
Source: RefSeq, a predicted model, not a curated record